AUACUGGAGUUAUGAGGGUGGGACCUGCAACCUUGGCUGGGGGGAUAUUUGGGGUAGUGGGGACAUUGUGUUUCUUCAUUGCCUUCACUACGGACUACUGGCUGGUGGCCAGUGACAACUGUGGACCGUAUACAUGGCCGACACAAACAAGACUGACAACAGAUGCCAAUGGGACUGAGAUCGAGAUAGUGGAGGCAGUCACUGUUUCUCCUCCACCUCUCACUCUGCACCACGAGGGCUUCUUCUGGCGGUGUGUGUUUCAGGUGGAGCCCUUGGCGAGCGCACACCUGGCCAUUCUCUUCACCAACCAGCCAGAAUCCAAGGUGUGUAUCCAUGGUUACCUCUUUCCCCUGCCUGUUGCAGUUGGACAGGUGCCUCAUCCAAGUUAUGAUGCGACAGCAGUGUUUCGGGGUUUCUGGACCUUGCUGAUAAUCUUUGGCCUGGUCGCUGCUCUAACUGGAGGCUUCCUGUUGGUCUGCGGCGUCCCCUUCUUCAGCCACAAACUCUACAAAGUGGGCGGUGCCUUCCUCAUCGCUGCUGCCCUCUUGUUCCUGCUCCUGCUGCUGCUCUACGUGCUGUGGAUGGAGGUGAUGGACGUGAAGCGCUACGUCCUGCAGGAGAGGGGGGAGACGUGUCCCGAUGCUCAGGUGUCUGUGCUCUACGGCCUGUCGUUCAUGGUGGCUGCCGCCGGCGUUCCUCUGGUGCUCGUCUCUGGGAUGGUCUUCAUGCUGGUGGGCCGUGCGCUGAGAGGCAGCAAGUGAGCCUGCCAUCUGGCCUGCAGCGGAAGAAAGGACUGACCUUUUUAUCUGGUGCACUGGGACACAGCAGCACUGUCAUGGGAUGUUAAACUGGCUGGAAACACGUGAUCAAUAUUGCAGUACAGUAGCACCCUUUGGAUGUCAAAACAGUCAGAGACACGACUUUUCUGUUUUCUAUAACUUACUUUGCUUUAUUUAUAUGAGAAAAAUAUUAAUUUCUAAGAACAUUAAUUUCACAACAAGUCAGUGUUAGAGGGUUAUUCAGAUUAGCUGAAAAAUGUAAAGCAACUGUUCUCAACUUUAAAUCUUGCCUCAUCCUAUAACAGUAAUGCAAAGUUGUUACAAUAUGAUUAACCAAUCGUCAACUGGGUCCACAGUCUAAACUAAGAAAAGUCAGCUACCUACUUACUAACAGCAGGGCAGGAAUACCACAAACUCAACCAAACUGCUAUCAGGGUUAGGGUUAAGCUGCAUUCACUUGAUAAGCUGUAAAACGGCUCUGCGCUGAUGCUGCUGUUGUGUUUUUAUGGUGCUCUGACCCCAUUUACCACUGACCUUUCGCCACGCAGCCAAACAGAUGACAGCUGAAUAAAGCGACACAAGCGAGCAGGGUUAGUAACCGUAGAAACAAAAGUUAACCAGCUGUCAUCAACCCCAACCUCGCGGUGAGCAAAAAACAAAUCGCGUUUCACGUGACUGCAGCUUUAGGGUUAGCCUGCCACAUAGAAAAACAUGUAUUAGUGCCAUUUGGAAUGUUUUUAGCAUGGUUUGUUCGUUAAAAAACUGUUAGAUGUCACUUGAUAGUUCGAGGUUUCACUUGUUUAAUGCUUUUCAACUCACUUUCUUUGCCGCCAAACAUUUUAGCUUGAAUGGGUGCUUUGGGUGGUGAUAAAGGUCGCUCACCAAGAGUUUUAGCUAUUUUUGUAUUUUUGUUUCACUGAUAAGCCCUCUGGCAACUCAACUUGUUUUUUCUCUAAUAUUGAACUCAGUGAAGACUACACUCUUCUGUAACUCACUAUUAUUUCUCAUGGAACAAGUGUUAUAACAAGACAGGACGGACCAUUGGUAGUCAGUUAGCAGUAGAUAUCUCUUCAACACAAUACAUUGACUUAUUGGACAUAACGUCAAAACUGUUACUUCUUCACAUUCUGUUUUCUUUUUCACUGUUUUUAAGUGAAAUUCUGGACAUUUCUUGGACAUUGUACCUUUAAGGAGCAAUAUAAUAAUGUAACAACAUUGUGUUGUAUACAUAUAUUCCUUCCACCGCUGUCAUUGUACAGAUGGAUGUUUUUUUCAUUAUUGCUGCAAAUGUCCAAACAGCUGAAGGUGAGAAAUGUAUGGCUGAACCAGCUGUGUCUCCUGUCCUGAUUUU
Messenger RNA from Trematomus bernacchii (emerald rockcod), 2130 nucleotides. RefSeq names its product transmembrane protein 182-like. Lineage: Eukaryota; Metazoa; Chordata; Actinopteri; Perciformes; Nototheniidae. Gene Ontology annotation, cellular component: membrane. The record is from RefSeq and is a predicted model, not a curated record. The coding region runs from base 12 to 761 and encodes 249 amino acids. The transcript has 5 exons.